AAACGCCUGCUUCUUGAGUAUAUAUUAAGCCAGUGACCGAUUCAGUUCAAAUUAUCGUUUGACAAUACAGUAAGAAAUUUCGUUAAAAUGGAAGUGCUGACAAUUAUGUUGUGGUUUUUAAUAUUACUUGUUCCUACCAUUUACCUAUACUUUAAAAAGAAGUAUUCAUAUUGGAAAGAUCGUGGAGUGCCUUACAUAGAACCGAAAAUACCUUAUGGAAGCUUACAAACUUCCGAUAACAUGCGGCAAACUAUCAACACAUUCUACAAAUCCAAGAGUGAUUUCCCUUUUGUCGGUAUAUACAUCCUAAUAACUCCAACAGUAAUAGCGACUGAUCAGGAAUUCAUCAAGGAUGUCCUCAUUCGUGAUUUCAACUAUUUCACUGAUCAUGGAUUAUAUACCAAUGAACGAGAUGACCCGCUCUCUGCACACUUAUUCAACCUGGACGGUCAAAAGUGGCGUAAUUUGCGUGCCAAACUUUCUCCAACUUUCACCUCUGGACGGAUGAAGUUUAUGUUCCCAACAGUACUCGCAGUUGCGGAAAGGUUUGAUAAAGCUCUGGCUGAGCUUCUGGAAACACAGAUAACUCAUGAAAUGAAGGAUCUUCUGGCGCGUUUUACAACCGAUGUCAUUGGAACCUGCGCCUUUGGAAUUGAAUGUAAUAGCUUGAAGGACCCCAAUUCUGAAUUUCGUAAAUACGGACGAAAACAUAUAGAAGAACCCUCCCACGGUGCAUUUGUGAACUACUUAAUGAAUGUGUUCCCCAGAUUCUGCAAAAUGUUGCGCAUAGCAAGAAUCCGCGGUGACGUUACCAAAUUUUUCAUGGGUAUCGUUCGAGAAACAGUAGCUUAUCGUGAAAAACAUCACAUCCGACGAAAUGAUUUCAUGGAUCUUUUGAUUCAAUUAAAAAAUAAUGCAUCAAUCGAUGGAGAGGAUUCAAAAAUAAUUGGAAAACUGACUUUUGAAGAACUGGCCGCGCAAGCUUUUGUAUUCUAUGUUGGUGGAUUUGAAACUUCGUCAUCAACCUUGACGUUCACUCUUUACGAAAUGGCUGUAAACCAAGACAUUCAGGACAAAUGCAGAGCAGAAAUUAAUCGCGUAUUGGAGAAGUAUAAUGGAAAACUAACUUAUGAGGCUAUGACUGAAAUGCAUUAUGUGGAGCAGAUAGUGUUAGAGACCCUACGCAAAUACCCAAUUUUACCAGUAAAUUUCCGUAAAUGCGUUAAGGAUUAUCAAGUACGCGGCACCAAUGUUAUAAUCGAAAAAGGAACAGCAAUUCAAAUUCCAGUUUAUGCAAUUCAUCAUGAUCCAGAAAUUUAUCCAGAUCCCGAAAAAUUCGACCCCGAUCGGUUUUCACCGGAAAAUGUUAAACAGAGACAUUCUGUUGCAUUUUUGAGCUUCGGUGAUGGGCCCAGAAAUUGUAUCGGACUUCGUUUUGGAAAAAUGCAAUCCCGGAUUGCACUUAUAAUGCUGCUGAAAAACUAUCGAAUUAAUUUGUCAUCGAAAUCACCUGUUCCCCUAGUUUUCAAUCCAAAAAGCUUCAUACUUGCACCAGAAGGCGGGAUGUACUUAGAUAUUGAAAAAAUAUAAAGUAUUGCGAUACAUACCAUUAUCUGUUGAUAAUUCGAUGUUAAGGCCAGGUGGCUAGUAAAAAGAUAAAUAAAUAAUAAAGCUACGUUGAAGAAGA
Molecule: messenger RNA, 1687 nt
Organism: Hermetia illucens (black soldier fly)
Lineage: Eukaryota; Metazoa; Arthropoda; Insecta; Diptera; Stratiomyidae
Product: cytochrome P450 6a8-like
Exons: 2
Coding region: 88-1590 (500 amino acids)
Molecular function (GO): oxidoreductase activity, acting on paired donors, with incorporation or reduction of molecular oxygen; iron ion binding; heme binding
Source: RefSeq, a predicted model, not a curated record